AGCAAGAAGAAGCGAACGCUCUAGCUCAGUUUGCCACAAUCACAAUUUCAUUCUUUAGUUUUUUGGGUUUUCCGUUACAAACAACACAAGAAAGAAUAAAAACUAUCAAAUGCUAAACAAAGUAGGCCAAAAUACACGCAGCUGCAAAAGUUUUACGUCAAUUAAAGGUCUGUGCGCAUCAAUAAACGACGUUCAGUUAUUUACCGAAAACGGUACUCACAACAACAACUGAUGUCCGACCAACGUUCACACACAAAUAAUAUACAUACAAAAGAUACGUAGAUACGUGGGUGAAGCAACAGCAAACAAACUGAAACCGAAUUUUAAACCGUAACCGAUUCUUCCAAGCCAGCAGCUGUGCACACAGCUCUACGUCACCUACACAAACACACAUAUAUUUGUAUAAAUAUAUAUAUAUAUAUAUAUCCAUAUAUAUAUAUAUAUAUAUUAUUGUAUUCACUCACGACCACCGAUUGUGCACACAUGGAUUUAUCAGCAUCAACUUCAAGUGACUCGACAAUGGGUACUCCGGAGCAGAAGAGCAAAUCGUAUAUUGGCGAUAGCACGUUCUAUGACAGUGCUCUGGAUCAUCAGCUAUCCACAACCAACUACAGAUCCUGCAAUGAAAGCCUUAAUGGAGACUUAAAUCAAAGCGCAGGACACACCAAUUAUGCACACAAAAUGUUAAACGUCGAGAAUUUUGAUGCCCACAACGGCAAUGCCAUGGGCAAUGGGAACGAGGCAGCUAAUUAUAAUACCUAUGCCCCGCUUUCAGCUGCUCCUAUCUCGCACACACCUAAUGCUGCGGCCAUAAAUGCCAGCAUGCUGUUAAUACAAUCCGAGAGCACAGAUACGAAUACAUCGCAGGAAGAGGUCGAUCCAAAGUCUCAGCUGGCCAAUAAGACAAUAUUUAAGACCGAUAAUCCCAAUUUGUCAAUUAUAGAAAUUAAUGAGAACUCCAUUAAGGAGGAGGAUCUAGAGAAAGAGGUGGUGCUAAUCGAGCGCCUCUCGACCGAUCAUAACGACGAGGCCGUCGAAAAGUUUAAGAACAUACUGAGAAAGUCGCCCAACAAAGUGCCGGACAUUGCAACAGAAAAGCGACGCCGCAAAGCCGACACCCUGCUGCAGUCAAGCAAACAAAAAUUGGACAUAUCUAUAGCUGAAGCAUCCGCAGCAGCGGACGGAGUCAGCGACACGCAACUGCAGUUAGCGGAGCCAGCGGCUACAUCGAACAGUGAUCAGCCGCAAACCAAGCGCGAAAUCGUCAUCUACGAUACUUUGGAGGAAUUCGAUCAAAAUUUACCCUCGACGGUUACCCUGUUGAAUACACCAUUUGGCAGCAAGGUCUACCUUGUGGGAACGGCACACUUUAGCGAGGAGUCCCAGGAUGACGUCUCUUAUGUCAUUCGCAAUGUCCGUCCAGAUGUGGUCAUGGUUGAGCUAUGUCCAUCCCGUGUACACAUACUCAAGCUCGAUGAGAAGACUCUGUUAGAGGAGGCCAAAAACAUAAAUAUACCCAAGAUACGCGGCAUACUCCAGACCCAUGGCUAUAUCAAUGGCAUCUUCUUUAUUCUGCUGCUGCAGAUGAGCGCACAAAUUGCCAAGGAUCUGGGUAUGGCCCCAGGCGGUGAGUUUCGACGCGCCUUCGAGGAGAUACAUAAGCUUCCCGGCUGCAUUUUGCAUCUGGGAGAUCGACCCAUACGCAUCACACUUUAUCGUGCUUUGCGCGCCCUUUCGUUGUGGCAAACCAUGAAACUGGUUUGGCGUCUGACCUUUACGGAUAGUAUCAGCAUUGAGGAGGUGGAGGAGUGCAAGCAGCGUGAUCUGCUGGAGAAACUAAUGCAGGAAAUGGCUGGCGAAUUUCCAGCCUUUUCGGAUGUGUUCGUACGCGAACGAGAUCUCUAUUUGUGUCACUCACUGCAAUUGGCUGCACUGCCGCAGGCGGCGCCAGGUGCCCAUCAGGUGCGUCCCGUGCGUGUCGUUGGCGUUGUAGGCAUUGGACAUGCCAAUGGUAUUGCAAAAAUGUGGGGCCAAGUGGAUCCCGAGAAGAUACCGGCCAUACUUGAAAUACCACCGGCCAGCCUCAGUCAGCGGCUCUGCAAGAAUACCCUCAAGUAUGGCCUCAUCGGACUGGGCUGCUAUGGCGCCUUUCGUUUUGUGAGGCCGCGUCUGACGCGUUUCUUUUAAGUUGAUUGUGGACCAUGUUUCUCGAUUUUGUUGACUUUGUUUCUCGAUUUUAAGUGACACGCCCGCAUCAAUUAUGGGCGUUGACGAUAUGAUAAGUAUUGUGAGUACUUGAUGCUUUUGAUAGAAAGUGUUUACAACACAUAAAUAUAUAUAUAUAUGUGUGCAAAUCAAAAAAAAAAGACAUUCAAACAUAUUCCUGGUUUUAAAAACCCAACAAACAAAAUACAAAACUAUUGAAAAGAGAAUUCAUACGCACAUGUACAUACCACUAUAUAAUGUACUUGGCUUGGAUAAAGACACUGCGACUGUGAAUACGAUUAUAUCAAUUCAGAUUCAAUUGUUUUACAAAAAGAUUUAAUUUUAAAUUGUCAAAACAUCACACACUCAGAAUUAGUCAUGAGUCUUAUUUUUUUUAAAUGUCCGGUUAAUUAAGCUUCGUAAUUGCAUAUGUACAUGGUUUCCUGGCAGGCUUAGAAAAAACCUAACUAAAAAAAAAACAAUUUAAAUGUUAAUUGUAUAAAAAAAAGAAGUUAUUUUUAAACAAAGCUCUAAAUGUGAACGUGCCCGUGCCCGUCUGCCUGAAGCAGUUACAAUACUUUAUCUUCGACUUAAUCUACGUAUGUAAAUGUUGUUCAUUCCGUAGUAAAAACUCUGAAAAUUUAGAUGGUAACGCUUAAAAUUAAGUGUAAACGUGAUGGACCUUCGAUAUUGAAAGUAUGACCGUGUGUUAAAUGUUGCAUAUUAUAUUGACGACUUUUACAAUAAAAAAGAAAAAACAAAAACCUACCUAGAAAUACUUUAUUAACAAUAACCCAAACAUUUGAACUGUAUCGUAAAAAUGGUAUUACAAAUACAAGCCAAAUUGUUUUUGA
Molecule: messenger RNA, 3059 nt
Organism: Drosophila montana
Lineage: Eukaryota; Metazoa; Arthropoda; Insecta; Diptera; Drosophilidae
Product: traB domain-containing protein
Exons: 5
Coding region: 484-2187 (567 amino acids)
Source: RefSeq, a predicted model, not a curated record